UCUCUGCUCUCUUUCCUAGGGCUGUCGCCGCGCGGGGACGUGGUCACCCCUCACUGGGUCCUGGGAGGACGCCACCGGCGAGCGGUCAGCGUGGCGGAGAAGGUGCCGGCGCCCGCCCGAGGGGACGUGGCGGUGACGGCAGGGGGACGGGAGCUCAUCCUGGCACUGGAAAAGAACCAGCUGCUGUCACCGGGCUACACCGAGACGCACUACACGGCAGACGGGCGGGUGGUGACCGUGUCUCCCAACCACACGGAUCACUGUUACUACCACGGCCAUGUCCGAGGGUACGAGGACUCCUGGGUUGUGAUCAGCACCUGCUCGGGGAUCAGCGGCCUCAUCGUGCUGAGCAGCAAUGACAGCUACUACUUGAAGCCCCUCGGCAGCCCGGACCCCGAGCACCACGUCCUGUACAGGGCAGCGCAUUUGCCCUUCGAGGGGGGGAUCUGCGGGCACAGCGAGCACUUGGGAAGCAACGUAGCCGACCUCAUCAGAGUCGUCAAGCCGGCGCGGCAGCGGGUAAGGAGAGAUGCCUGGAGGACCAUGAAGUACAUGGAGCUGUUCAUUGUUGCUGAUCACACUCUGUUCCAGAAGCAAGAUCGCAACUUGGGCCACACCAAGCAGCGGAUCCUGGAGAUCGCCAACUAUGUGGACAAGUUUUACAGGUCUCUGAACAUCAAAGUGGCUCUCAUCGGCCUGGAGGUGUGGACGGAGAGGGACCAGUGCACGGUCACCAGCGACGCCAACACCACCCUCUGGUCCUUCCUACAGUGGAAGAGGGCGCUGCGGGCCCGCAAGAAGCACGACAACGCCCAGCUGCUGACCGGCAAGACAUUUCAAGGGACGACCAUCGGCAUGGCCCCGCUGGAGGGGAUGUGCAGCGCGGACAACUCAGGAGGCGUCAGCGUGGACCACUCGGAGCUGCCCAUCGGAGCCGCCGCCACCAUGGCUCACGAAAUUGGGCACAACUUUGGCAUGAGCCACGACAGCGAGGGAUGCUGCGUGGAGGCCACCCCGGAUAAGGGGGGCUGCGUCAUGGCGGCUGCAACCGGCCAUCCUUUCCCCCGUGUCUUCAGCUCCUGCAGCAAGAGGCAGCUGGACAGUUACUUCCUGAAGGGCGGCGGGAUGUGCCUCUUCAAUAUGCCCGACACCAAGGACCUGGUGGUGGGCAAGAAGUGUGGGAACGGCUUCCUGGAGGAUGGGGAGGAGUGCGAUUGUGGGGAGCUUGAGGAGUGCACCAACCCCUGCUGCAAUGCGCACAACUGCACGCUGAAAGCUGGAGCCCAAUGUGCCCACGGCGACUGCUGUCAAUAUUGCAAGCUGAAGAUGGCCGGGACCAUGUGCAGGGAGCAAGCCGGAUCCUGUGACCUCCCUGAAUACUGCACCGGGGCCUCACCCUACUGCCCAGCCAACGUAUACCUGCUAGACGGCUCCAUCUGUGCUCGUGGAGAGGCGUACUGCAGUAACGGCAUGUGCCUGACACACCAGCAGCAGUGCGUCCAGCUCUGGGGACCAGGUGCUUGGCCAGCUCCCGACGCCUGCUUCCAAGACGUCAACAUGGCUGGCAACACGUACGGGAACUGCGGGAAGGACAGCCAGGGGCAGUACAUGAAGUGUGACAGGAGAGAUGCCAAGUGCGGCAAGAUCCAGUGCCAGAGCUCUGCCAAGAAGCCCCAAGGCACCAACACGGUCUCCAUAGACACCACCAUCCGGUUUAAUGGGCGGGAGGUGAAAUGCAGAGGCACGUUUGUCUACACCACAAAGGACGACGAGGGCGACCUGUCCGACCCGGGGCUGGUGAUGACCGGCACCAAGUGUGGGGAUGGCAUGGUCUGCAAGGAUCGCAGGUGCCAGAACGCUUCCUUCUUUGACCUGGAGAAAUGUGUUUCCCGUUGCAAUGGCCAUGGGGUCUGCAACAGCAACAAGAACUGCCAUUGCAAUGCAGGCUGGGCUCCCCCGUUCUGCGAGAAGCCAGGCUUGGGGGGCAGCGUGGACAGCGGCCCAGUGCAGUAUGACAACCAUGAGACCAUCAUAAUUGUCCUGCUGGUCUUCCUGCUGUUCCCUCUCAUCUUUGCUCUGGUGUUCGGACUUGAAUUUUACUACCGCCGGGAGAAGUCGCUCCUCAGCAAGUGGUGGAAGGAGAUGAUGAAGUGCCUGGAGACCUGCAGGAACAAAACCGCUAGUCAGAAGACAAGCAGGGGCCACUCGAACUCAGCCUUCACCUUGCAGAAUAUCUACUCCUCGAGCAGCUCUAACAAGACAUCCCGAGGCGCCUUCCCCCAGAAAACCAGUGCUCUGCAGAAUGGCUCCCAGCCUGUCAACGUCGUCCGCCCCCUUCGCCCGGCUCCCAGCCCGCUCACGCAGCCCCGCAAAGACCUCAAGCCUUCCCGGCCACCGCCACCCAUCAACAAAUCCCCCCUCAUUCCUGCCAAAGCUGCCGGCACCCAGCCCAAGCUGCUGCCUCCAAAGAAACCUCUUCCCAGCAGCCCCGUGAAGACCCCUGUGGUCGUCUUAAAGAACCAGCCUCCACGCCGACCCCUGCCCGGGAGCCCACUUCAGGUCAAAGAGCCUUCCUCCUCACAGACCUUGCUGGUCAUGGUCCCUCCAACCAACUUCAAGGCGACAGGCACCAGCUGCACGAGCCACAUCACGAAACCACUCAAGUCGGUGCCUCCUCAAAGACCAGCCCUGGGGUGCAGAGUCCGAACCACUGCUUUCCCCUUUAAGAAAUGACACAGAUGUGCGGGGGAAGAAAGAAAUGCCAGUGCACUCGCCCUCGGACUGGUUCUCCUGAUUUGCACUACUGCCGGCAGCCUGCGUCCUUGGGAUGCUAGAGGACUAUUUUUAUAAUACAGGAAGGGUUUUCUGCACAAUGGGGAGGGGGAUUUUUGGUACUGGGUUUCAUAAGGGUGGUGGGGUGGGAAGCUGGUGGGUUGCCUCCCUCUUCUGGAAUCGGCUCCCUGCCGGUGAGAUCGUCCAGACUCGGCGUCUUCCCGUCUCAGCACCCAAGCUGGGAUGGGGCAGCAUUUGGGUCUUGCAAGCCUCCAGCGCCAAGGGGCAGCGUCAGUGCUGGCUGCAGCGGUAGCUACCUCCUCCUCCACGACCCCAUCCAGAUGUGCCUCCAGUGCCAGGAGAGCUCGAUGCUGGGUGUUGCAAUUGGUGCUAGCGCGUCGUGCGGACAGAGCGAUUUCCAGGCCAACCUGUGCCAUCUAGCGGCAGGAUAUCCCCGGAAAAUCCCUGAUCCCUUGGGCAGCUCAGAUCCUCCUGGGCACGGGUCGUGGCGGAAUAAUUGGCACCAGGUUGGCAUUUCAUUCACGUGGUGCUGGCAGCGACGGGGCAUUUGGGGCAAUUCCACGUUCUGGCUCACGCCUGUCACAUGAUGUGAGCCAUGGGGAUGUCUUUGUCUGCUGCUAAUCCUGUUAUUGUACAAGGGGCAGAAGCCCAGUGGUGAAAGCAGAGGGGAGACCAUUUUCUGGCUCCGCCACUGGUUUGCUGCGUGGCCUUGGCCAAGUUACUGCACCCCUCUGUGCCUCAGUUUCCUCAUCUGUAAAAUGGGGGUAAUAAUACCUACCUCACAGGGGUGUUGUGAGGUUUGACGACCUGGCGUCUCUAAAGGGCUUGUGAGAUCUCCAGAUGGAAGGUGCUGCUGACCUGUGAAGUGCUGGAGCAUCUGUAACAUUCGAGUCACUUUGCUACGACACGACACGCAACACGGUCAGUGUCUCAAAUGAAAACAAGGGCUUUUUA
Gavialis gangeticus (Gharial) is the source of this 3747-nucleotide messenger RNA. RefSeq names its product ADAM metallopeptidase domain 33 (gene ADAM33). The record is from RefSeq and is a predicted model, not a curated record. Gene Ontology annotation, biological process: proteolysis. Lineage: Eukaryota; Metazoa; Chordata; Crocodylia; Gavialidae. The annotation marks the transcript as partial. Gene Ontology annotation, molecular function: metalloendopeptidase activity. The transcript has 23 exons.